Molecule: messenger RNA, 2856 nt
Organism: Herpailurus yagouaroundi (jaguarundi)
Lineage: Eukaryota; Metazoa; Chordata; Mammalia; Carnivora; Felidae
Gene: FUT4
Product: fucosyltransferase 4
Exons: 1
Cellular component (GO): membrane
Molecular function (GO): alpha-(1->3)-fucosyltransferase activity
Source: RefSeq, a predicted model, not a curated record
GGCCGGGAGGCCGGCCGGCGCUUCGGGCGGCGCCGGGGCCGGGGGCUUCUGCCGAGCGCCUCCGCGCUGGCGGCGGCCGGCCUGCUGUGCACCGCUCUGGCCGCCUUCUGCUGCUGGAGGCAGCUGCCGCCGCUGCCCUGGGCAUCCUCCGCCCCGCCGCGGCCGGUGGCCGUGCUGCUGUGGUGGGAACCCUUCGCGGGGCGCGACAGCGGCGCGAGGCCGCCCCCGGACUGCUGGCUGCGCUUCAACAUCAGCGGCUGCCGCCUGCUCACCGACCGUGCGGCCUAUGGGGAGGCCCAGGCGGUGCUUUUCCACCACCGUGACCUCGUGAAGGAACCCCGUGACUGGCCCCCGCCCUGGGGCGCCCCGGUGCGCGGGGCAGAUGAGCUGGAGUUGCGGGUGUUGGACGACGAGGAGGCGGUGGCCGCCGGAGCCCUGGCCACCUCGGGCCUCAGGCCCCCGGGCCAGCGCUGGGUGUGGAUGAACUUCGAGUCGCCCUCCCACUCCCCGGGCUUGCGGAACCUGGCGGGGAACCUCUUCAACUGGACCCUCUCCUACAGGGCCGACUCGGACGUCUUCGUGCCUUACGGGUACCUCUACCCCAGGACCCAUCCCAGCGACCAGCCGCUAGGCCUGGCCCCGCCGCUGGCCCGGAAACGGGGGCUGGUGGCCUGGGUGGUGAGCAACUGGGAUGAGCGCCAGGCCCGGGUCCGGUACUACCACCAGCUGAGCCAGCAUGUGUCGGUGGACGUGUUCGGCAGGAGCGGGCCUGGCCGGCCGGUGCCCAGCAUUGGCCUUCUGCACACAGUGGCCCGCUACAAGUUCUACCUGGCCUUUGAGAACUCGCAGCACCUGGAUUACAUCACCGAGAAGCUCUGGCGCAACGCGUUGCUGGCCGGGGCCGUGCCCGUGGUGCUGGGCCCCGACCGUGCCAAUUAUGAACGCUUCAUGCCCCGCGGUGCCUUCAUCCACGUAGACGACUUCCCUAGUGCCUCCUCCCUGGCUGCCUACCUGCUCUUCCUCGACCGAAACCCAGCGGUCUACCGUCGCUACUUCAGCUGGCGCAGGAGCUACGCCGUGCACAUCACCUCCUUCUGGGACGAGCCUUGGUGCCGGGCCUGCCAGGCUGUGCAGAGCGCUGGGGACCGGCCCAAGAGCAUACGCAAUUUGGCUCGCUGGUUUGAGCGGUGAAACCCUGGUGUGACCCAGGGAGGUCAGAUCGUCAACUUUUGACCCUCAGCUGCGCAUCUCCUUGGCUGGUCGAUUUUUCCAAACACCCGUUUUUACUCUACGGGGGAAAGGUGAUUUACCAAUUAAUAUGAUUCAGCAUAAAGACUGGGUAGGAAGGAUCCCUGGUUCUCAUGGUUUUGUUUUUUUUGUUUGUUUGGUUUUUUGGUUUUUUUUUUUUGCACAGCUAGCAGUUGGGCUCUGUCUGCUGUAGGUGGGCAUCAGUGUUCACCGGUGAAGAAGGGAGCCCUCCGUCACCUUGUAACCAGGAUGAGGUGAAACAGUAGCUUAACUACCAGAAGCCUUUGAGUCAGUUGCUCUUUUUUUCCUCAUCUGUCACAGGCUAUAUAGGUGGCCUGUGCUGAAUCCAAAUCCAUACACACUGCUCCUUGACUCACAUUGCACUGGGCGAAUGUGUAGCAAGCCCCCCGUUCCAGAAGGAGCCUUGUUGCAGAAUAGUGAAAGGACUGUGGCCACAAGUGGGUCUCAUGACUUCCUCAAAGUCUCAUCACCUAAAAAACGGUGAGGAGGGUGGUCCAAUGAUCCGUGGACUGUUCCUUAACAAGUACUGUUUGUUCCCCUGCCGUAUGAGUACAAAGACGAUGCUAGAUUGCCCUUGGGGAAGAGUUAGGAUGAAUAUACAGGUGUACCUCACUUUACACACACGUAUUUUUGAAACACUGCUUUUAAAUCAAAUCCCCAAUUCACUGCUUUAGGAGAGGUCAGUGUUUAAUGCAAUCCUCUGGAGAAUCCCUUUACAAUGUGAAUAAGCAUCUCCUAACUUAUUUCCUCUGUGUCUGUUUUUCUAUAACCAAAAUUUUUAAAAAGUGUAUUAAAAUUAGAGAUGUGAAAAAAGCAGAAGCGACCUUCUUCUCCCCUCUGUCCAGAAAACCAGCCCGUGUUUACCAACAGAAGAGAAGGAAGCCUCAGUGCCACUUUCCACACAGUUAUUUGUUUGUAUCGUUUUACUGGACAGGAGAAUUAAGCAGGAACGUACUGCCCGACGUACCUGUCUGCAGGACAGAGAAAGAGAUCGUACCUCAAUAUGGAAUCAUGGCAAAAGGAAAAAAGUUUCAUGGUGUCUAUUAGUGGCAGUUUUUGUUUCCGUCAGUUUUCAGUUAAAUGUUUAAUUGCUAGGGAAUAGAACUAAAUUAGUGCCUGCAAUGAGCCGUGGUUGUUUGUUAAAAUAUAAAUCUGCCAUUCUCCCCGGGGCCGGCUGGUUCCCCUCCUAGUCUGCAUAGUAGUACUUACGGUAUGGCCUCCCAUUUCUAGUGCCCUUGAGCCUGUGCCGUGGACCAACUUUGAAAAUGGUAUGCAUUGACUUGAAAAGGUGAACGAGCAGCAUAUUUACUAGGAGUGACUGCGUGCCUCCUCUGUGCCAAACGCUGGGCUUGGGGUGCCAGGAGAGACACACAAAUGUGUAAGGCGAGGUCCUUUUCUUGAAGGCUAUUAGAAUCUGCCCUUGCCAACAGGUAAAAUAGAACUUUGAUCAGUCAGUCGGCAGAACCUACUUGUUUAAAGUGACAUUCUUUAAUACAGGCCAUAGGUCAGUUAUUAGAAAACCAGUUGAUUUAUAGCCUCAAAUAAUGGUUUAUUUUUCUCUUUGACUUAUUACAAUAAGGACCUUCA